Bufo bufo (common toad) is the source of this 867-nucleotide messenger RNA. Its product is annotated as amyloid-like protein 2. Gene Ontology annotation, molecular function: heparin binding; transition metal ion binding. Bases 244 to 867 code for a protein of 207 amino acids. Gene Ontology annotation, cellular component: membrane. The transcript is spliced from 5 exons. The record is from RefSeq and is a predicted model, not a curated record. Gene Ontology annotation, biological process: axonogenesis; central nervous system development. NCBI's taxonomy places the organism in Eukaryota, Metazoa, Chordata, Amphibia, Anura, Bufonidae.
UGUGCCGCUAUGCUGCUGCUGGUUUGCGGUGUCUGAGCCACAGGUUUGCGAUGUUCUGCGGUAAACUAAACAUGCACAUGAACGUUCAGAGUGGAAAAUGGGAACCAGAUCCUUCAGGAAGCAAGGACUUGCUUUCAGACCAAUGAAGAGAUCCUGCAGUACUGCCAGGAGGUGUAUCCUGACUUUCAGAUCACAAACGUGGUGGAAGCUAAUCAGCCAGUGAGCAUCGACAACUGGUGCAGAAUGGGGAAGAAGAAUUGUAAGGGGCACAACCACAUUGUCCUACCCUACAAGUGCUUGGUGGGGGAUUUUGUCAGUGACGUACUUCUGGUUCCUGAGAAAUGCAAGUUCUUCCAUAAGGAGAAGAUGGACGUGUGUGAGAGCCACCAGCACUGGCAGAACGUCGCUCGCGAGGCUUGUAUGACUGAAGUCAUGGUCCUCCACAGUUAUGGAAUGCUGCUUCCAUGUGCUGUCGACCAGUUCCGCGGCACAGAAUACGUCUGCUGCCCUCAGGCUAAGAAGAUAGAGGAACCUCUUUCCAAAGAGGAGGAAGAGGAGGAGGAGGAUGAAGAGGAUGAAGACGACUAUGACUCUUUUAAGAGCGAGUUCCCUACUGAGGCUGAUGUGGAGGACUUCACAGCUGCAGUGGAGGAUGAGGAGGAGGAGGAGGUGGAGGAUGAAGACUAUGUUGUGGGUGACGGAGAUUAUGAUUACAACAACUACAAGGACGAGGACUACAACAAGGAGACUACCACAGAGCCAAGCAACGGCAAGACGCUUUCCAACAAGGAGAUCAUUUCAGACGUGAAAGGUGAAGCCCGUAGCCCUGGACCCUGCCUUCUCUCUAUAGGACUCCUUCUGACCUAG